AUGAAUGUUGGAAUUACACGAGCUAAGUCUUCUGUAUUGGUCGUUAGUUCAGCUGCAACAUUAAAGAGCGAUCCGCUAUGGAAAAACCUCGUAGAAAGUGCUGAGAAGAGAAACCGGUUGUUCAAGGUAUCAAAGCCAUUGACCAUUUUCUUCAGCGAGGAGAAUCUGGAGACGAUGAAAGUGACGGAGAAGGACAUGGAGAUUCCUGAUGCACCAGGUUUUGAAGAUGAAGCUUCUCCAGUUGCAAAUCACGGUGGAGAUGAUGACAACGACUUUGGAGAUGGUGAUGCUGAUCAAGACGAUGCAGCUUUCGCGGAAGAAGACUAA
Eutrema salsugineum is the source of this 327-nucleotide messenger RNA. Its product is annotated as probable helicase MAGATAMA 3. The transcript has 3 exons. The record is from RefSeq and is a predicted model, not a curated record. Lineage: Eukaryota; Viridiplantae; Streptophyta; Magnoliopsida; Brassicales; Brassicaceae. Bases 1 to 327 code for a protein of 108 amino acids.